Messenger RNA from Musca domestica (house fly), 1485 nucleotides. Its product is annotated as arrestin domain-containing protein 17. Gene Ontology annotation, cellular component: cytoplasm. The transcript has 5 exons. Gene Ontology annotation, biological process: protein transport. The record is from RefSeq and is a predicted model, not a curated record. Bases 176 to 1393 code for a protein of 405 amino acids. NCBI's taxonomy places the organism in Eukaryota, Metazoa, Arthropoda, Insecta, Diptera, Muscidae.
UUGCGACAUUCCUGACGUUGGCGACAACAACAACGACCGCACGACGGCCACAGUGCUUAUCAAUGUCAGUUACGCCGGAGAGACCUGGUCACACCAAUUAAACCAUUAGAAUUAAUUCAGCCAACGGGUGGCUGUUCCUUUCGAAUAUUUAGUAUCGCUCUAAUAGUUGGUCACAAUGGUCGUUCACUGUGACAUCGAAUUCGAUCAGAAUCCUACGGGCACCUAUUACGCCGGCCAGCUUGUUAGCGGUAAAAUCGUAUUGAAAUGUGAUAAAGUAAAGGAAGUCAAAGCCAUUUUAUUAAAAAUAUCCGGAUCAGCUGAGGCUUUGUGGACCGAAAGACAUUUUAGUACACGGCGCAUGUACCAUGGACGAGAGGAUUAUUUGUCGUCAUCGACCUAUUUGAUGGGUUCAGAACAAAGCUCCAAAGCAACGAUUGCAGUUGGUGUACACACAUACACAUUUGCAUGUCAACUACCCUACAACUGUCCCUCCUCCUUUGAGGGUAUACAUGGCCACAUACGCUAUACAGUGAAGGUGGCUCUUGUGAGGCCAUGGAAAUUCGAUAAUGUGUACAACAGGGCCUUUACUGUAUUAAGAGUAACCGAUUUGAAUUUUGAAUCACCACAAAUUAGGAUCCCCUCAACCAGUGAGGCCUACAAAACAUUCUGCUGUGGCCCCUGCACCACAGAACCCUUAAAGAUGGAAUUGAAAGUCCCCCAAACGGGUUAUGUACCGGGUCAAAAUAUACCCGUGCAGGGAAUUGUCAUCAAUAACACCAACAUGGCGGUGUCAGAGGUCAAAUUUAUGUUGGUCAUGUUGGUGCGCUACACCAGCACCAAGCCGCAGCGUAUAAAUAUUCAACGGGUGACAGUGAGUAAAAUUAAAAGUGAUUCUGUUUUGCGUUACUGCACAAAGGCCAUGAAAGAGGAGCUGCAUGUUCCCGCCACACCACCCACCUGCAUUCAGGGGUCUAAGGUUAUACAAAUUGUCUAUCAAAUUGAAAUGCACUGCAAAAUGAAGAGUUUAAAUAAAACUCAGGUUAUGACAAUGCCGGUGAUUAUUGGCAAUGUUCCGCUGGCCAACAACACCCGACGCUUCAAUGUGAUAGAUGAACAACCCACAGCUAGUAAUCGUGAUAUCAGAGAAGUUGGCAAUGACUUGAAGGAAGAAGAUGAUGCGCCAACAUUGGACUUAAGUACACCAAAUAUGCCUCCCCCCUCCUAUGAAGAAUCGAUUCACACCCAACGUAGCAACAUCAAUGAGGGUGAGGAACACACAUUUGGACCCAGUGAAUUUGCACCACUUUAUCCCGUGUUUAAUGUGUCCACGCCAAGUUUAAAUCAAACGCCACUUCCAAUGGGCAUCGAUAACAAAAGUUUUGUCGCCCCCUAGAGCACUUUUUUCGUUAGAAAUUGAAAUUAUUGUAAAGAUUGUAAGAUAUGCUGAAUUAUUGUUAUAGGAAAUAUAAAAAAUACAUAAAAUUA